This is a messenger RNA of Parastagonospora nodorum SN15, 5055 nucleotides long. RefSeq lists its product as hypothetical. The record is from RefSeq and is a predicted model, not a curated record. Gene Ontology annotation, cellular component: mitochondrion; cell cortex. The transcript is spliced from 5 exons. Gene Ontology annotation, molecular function: tubulin binding; phospholipid binding. Gene Ontology annotation, biological process: microtubule cytoskeleton organization; maintenance of protein location in cell cortex; dynein-driven meiotic oscillatory nuclear movement. NCBI's taxonomy places the organism in Eukaryota, Fungi, Ascomycota, Dothideomycetes, Pleosporales, Phaeosphaeriaceae. Bases 1 to 5055 code for a protein of 1684 amino acids.
AUGUCGACAGCAAAUCCGCCGCCGGGCGCGCUCGCGGUGGGACACCCCAAUGGCUCCGACCCUUUCGUCGCGGGUGCGCACGGUGCCCAGCGACAGCGCUACGCAGCAUUCGACAACUCCCAGUUCAGCCUCUACCUAAAUGGCUCCCCGGCACAAGCGAAGCGGGCUUUGCAAGCCCAUCUGUCCGAGACGACGCGGCGCCUCCAGGAGACAUCGCACUUGGGCAAUGCGCUCGUGCAGCAGCGCCGGGAGCUAGAGGAAAAGCUACACGAGGUCGAACAGCAACAGCAGGAGAGCGACAUGGGGCCCGAGCUGCGCCAAAGACUCGCCGAGUUGGAGAAGGAGUUCAACGAGGUUGGCAGAGAGACCGCUCGCGCCUUCCUCCCCAAGUCCCGCGUACCAAGCGGAGAGGCCGAUUCUGCCAUCGGACAAUCCGUCUACUCCAGCGAAGCCCAACACUCGCCCACCAAGGUCAGCGUACCGUCACGGAAACAACGAAACCAGCAGCCAAGCAGGAUCAAUGACAUUGCGCUGGCCACCGAGAUCUCCACUUCUCUGCUCUCGCAGCUGAAGGAGCUGCAAGCCGUCUUGCUCGAAAGGGACGAUGCACUCAAGGCCGCCGAUCUCGACAGGUCGCAGCUCGAGAUCGAGGUUGAGGGCCUGUCGCAGCGCUUGCGGGUUGUCGACGAAAGCGAGUCACGCCUCAAGGAUGUCAACUGGAGUCUAGAGACACAAGUUCGCGAGUCAGAAGUGCUCACCAAGGCAGCUGCGGACAGGGAGAAUCGCCUAAACCAUUCCCUGAAUCUGCUAAGGACCGAAAAAUCUACCUUGGAACGAGAGUUCGAGGACCUGAAGCAACAAUUCACAAAACUUAGCGAUGACCACAUCAACAAAACCAAGCAGACCGAGACUGAGCUGACAAGUCUGCGCCGUAAUGUGGCCAUGACUGAAACUGAGAAGAACGCUCUGCAGCGCAAGGUCGAGGAACUGUCCAACCAGAACCAGGAGCUAGCAAAGGCCGUUGCCUACCGCAUGAAGGUCGAUGAGCAAAUCGCACUUGAGGAUACCUCCCCAGAUGACGGUACGGAGGAGCGAGAGACUCUGACUCCUGAACACUCACCCCCGCCAUCGCCAAGCAAAGCUACACCACGCCACGGUAUGCUCGAAUCAGAGACCUUGAAGCACUCCCUUCAACACGCACAUCGUAUGAUCCAGCAGCUCAAGAACAACAUCCACCGCGAAAAAACCGAAAAGAUUGAGCUCAAGCGCAUGCUUCAGGAUGCCCGUGACGAGCUCGAGACCAACCGCGGUGCACUUAACGGGCCAGGAAGCGCAGGCAAGCGACGAUCCAAGACAGACAAGGACCUGUUCAAAAAGCCAGCUCGUCCCGAUCGCCUCGGUGCCCUACGAUCCGGUACUCACGAGAUCGUGGAGGACGAGGAAGACUGGGAAGAGCAAGAAGGUGUCCAAGCUACGCCCAGCCGACGUCCCAGGUCAGAGCAUGUCCCUGGUGCCUUCUCCGGUGGGUUCAGCUCCGCAGCCGAGACCAGUGCCAACGAAGGCUUCGAGACUGCCAACGAGACUUCAGACGCUGCAUUCGAGACCGCAAACGAACGUGACGGCACAACUACCGAGACCGAUGCAUUCUUGACUGGAGCCGAGACACUCGACGGUGGUAGCAGCGAUGAGUUGACUGAAACUGAAGCUGGGCCCUCCACAGUGACAAAUCGAGGCAGUCGUUCCACGCUCGUCCCAAGAAAACACCAGGAUUCGUACGAGAGUACAGCUUCCACCUCUGGUGACGAGUUCGACGACUUGGCAUUCAAGACCCCGAUUCAGAAGCAGCCUUCGCGUUUCCGACUCAGGUCCAAAGCAAGCGGAUCUCGUGUCGGAACUCCGAAAGGAAGUCUGGAUUUCCAUGCCAGCAGCCCUGCGGUCGAAUCACCAGCUAGCUUUGCCAGUAACAGCCGUGAGAACACGCCAGCUCAAGGAAAGAGUCUGUUCGCAGAAUUAAACGAUUUGAGUGGGGAUGAGGACGGCAGUAGCGUCGGUGAAGGAACACCAAGCCGAUCAAGCGUGGUGUACUCACGCGAGUCGUCCCCAGAACAUCUGAAGAGGCAGGCAGAGACAGUCAAGUCGGUCAUGGUUGACUCUGGCAUGAUGACAGAGCCCGAGCCUCGACAAGCUGUAGGUCUGUCUACGAUACAGUCACGAGCCACCGAGCCGCAGGUGCCUCGACCAGCCAGUCUACACUUCUCCGCGCUCUCUGCCGAAAAUACGAUUCCUCAGGGUGCUCCACGACCAGACCUCCGUUUGUCCUCAGUUUCUGCGCAGGAGACCCUACCAAAGGCUUCCUUGCAGCCUGCUCUUACCGUCUCGACCGUCUCCGGACAUAGCACUCAGCCCGAGGCUCCUCGUGUGGCGCCACUAACUUUCUCUUCUCUUUCUGCCCACGAGAGCGUGCCUGAAGCAGCUCCUGCGGCACGUCUCGGAGUGUCAUCCGUGUCCUCACAGAACACCUUGCCAGAGGCGGCACGAUCUGUGCCACUCGACAUGUCCUCUAUUUCGAUGCAUCACACCGAACCUCAGCACGCGGCGACUCCAGCUCUGAGCAUGUCUUCUCUCUCGAUGCACCAAACAGAGCCUCAACAUCUAGCGGUGCCAGCUAUGGGCAUGUCCGGUCUUGUGUCCAACGAGACACAGCCACUUGCACCUACCCAGGACAACUCAAGGGCCCUAUCUAUGGGUGUUUCGGGUAUCGUGCACCAGAGUAGCGAGCCUAGGGAAGGCAACACAGGGAGAGCACUUGCUUCCGGGAGUUUGCUCGUUUCUGGAAUACAUUCCCAGUCGACAGAGCCAAGCGACCUGGGUAGCUCAGCUGUGACUCAACGCAAUCCUCAGCAACUAGACAGCGCCAUUCAGCCAGACGGCCAGGAAAGCCAAAUCAACCCUGUCGUCUCAAUCGACGGAACCCCUGGAGGCAAAGAAGUCAUUGCCAAAGCUAUCCUCCAUUACGUCGCAAUCAUCGGUACCCGUGCAGCCAAAAAUGCAAGCAUUGUCAGUCUCGUCGACCGUGUCCGCACAGCUACGAUGUCGAUGCAUUCUGCUCUUGCUACCGAGCCUAUUGCACCGCGACAGCAGGUGUUACGGCAGGCAAACAUCGAGACACAGCAGACGGAGCCCGUGGAGCCAUCCGUGAUUGUCCCUUCUCAAUACGGCGUCUCCAAUGUGACAACUCUGCACGAUGCUCAUCCCGAGUCUCCAACGCUGCCACCACAUCUGCCGUCUCCCAGCCGCUCGCCAACCCGACCCCCAACGGCUCAGCGACUUCCGCCGCCCAAACUUGCACUCUCAUUUGUGUCAUCGCAGGAUACGGAGCCUCGCGACGGUUCGCGGCCUGCCACGGCUCAUCGAUCACUACCUCCAGUCUUUUCGACCUCUGCCACGUCCGUAGAGCACGAUGAGGAGAACACACAGGCGAUAGAGCCAUCAGAGUCCAGCUUGUUCGAUAAUGUAGUGUCUCGGGGCGCUGAUCGAGAUUCGCGCACACCGCUUGCCCCUAUCAGCUCUAACCUGGCCCCAAGGAGCGCUCGACCACAGAUGAGCGAUGGAGGAACCCAAACCAUGGUCUCCGCUGAGCAGAUUGACAAGCUUUUGCUUGCUCGGAACCAGCGUUAUUCAGCCAUACUCACUCCAAGUAGCGUUGAAAAGGUUGCGUCUCCCCCACCCUCUCCGAGCAGGAGACACUCGAAUGAAGGUCGCACCCCUCGCAGGCCUGGCAGCUCCGGCAGCAUUCGAUCCCGAGCAGCAUCGCCGCCGCCUCUCCCAGCAGACCACAGGGAGGUUAUUGCUGCAGCUGCUAAGAGUCUUCCCCCGCCUUCGCCCACUGUAGGAGCAAUGGGACCGCCCGUGAUGCCCGCAUCGGCCUAUAAGAAGCGACCAACAACACCAUCAAUCAGGACAAAUAGUGCGACGUUGACGCCAAGGGCUGGAGGCACCACUCCUCGUGCUCGUCGGCAGUCUGCGCGAAGUGGAGCCUCUUCUCCGCUCAGCCGGCGGUCAUCGCUGUCUUCGUUCACUUCCGAGGUGGAUCAGCGCUUCAACAUGCAAGGCGGCCCAUCUUUCACCCCGAACGGCUUGGCAGCCGGUGCUACCGACCCUCGGAUGAUACAGGCUAUCACCCAGACCAUGAUUGGUGAAUACUUGUGGAAGUACACUCGUAAGACUGGACGUGAGGGCCUCUCAGAGAAUCGUCAUCGACGAUUCUUCUGGAUUCACCCAUACACCAGAACACUCUACUGGAGCGACAGAGAUCCUCAGAGUGCUGGCAAGACAGAACUGAAGGGCAAGAGUGUCGCAAUUGAGUCUGUCCGAGAGGUCGAGGACAACAACCCGCUGCCUCCGGGACUCCACCAGAAGAGCUUAAUCAUCGGUACCCCGGGACGGUCAAUUAAGUUCACUGCACCAACAGGUCAGCGUCACGAGACCUGGUUCAAUGCACUGAACUACUUGUGCCAAAGGGUGGAAGAGGGUGCGGAUCCAAAAUCACCGCAGGCACCGACGUCUGGCGACGAGAUCCAGGAUGAAUUCAAUGCAGGCUAUCGCAGCUCCUCACGAGCGACUGGACGGUCGAGGGCCUCCAUGGCAUCGCACAUGACCCGACGGACGGCAUCGCCUCACCACGCCGAGGUGCCUACACUCCGACCAUCCCAGUCACAGUCCACCACGUACGAGGAGCCCAGCAACGCCAACAUGGAGCUUAGCCGGGACAUCCACGACCAUGUUGAGCACGAUCUAGACAACAUGGUCAAUGUCCGCGCAUGCUGCGAUGGCAAACACGAUGUCGGUCACCUUCACAUGCACUCGAUGCAGGGACGGCACAGCAGCAACAACGUUAAGUCGCGGCCAUCUUUCAUUGGAUCCCUCAGCUCGAGAUCUGCGUCCCGCAAUGAGUCGCGCAACGAGUCUCGCAAUGAGUCCCGGAACGAAUCGCGCAACGAGCGCAUCCGUCACGAGACGGAGAUGGAGGCAGCAAACUAUGGAGCUGGUGCCUAG